Molecule: messenger RNA, 1308 nt
Organism: Hansenula ciferrii
Lineage: Eukaryota; Fungi; Ascomycota; Saccharomycetes; Phaffomycetales; Wickerhamomycetaceae
Exons: 1
Coding region: 1-1308 (435 amino acids)
Cellular component (GO): cytoplasm
Molecular function (GO): sphingomyelin phosphodiesterase activity
Source: RefSeq, a predicted model, not a curated record
AUGAAAUUUUCAACUAAAAUCCUGGUUUCAAUAUUAUCUGCUACACUAGCUUAUGCUGGUGCUUUUAAUGCUUUAUCAUUUAACGUUGCUGGUUUACCUCAAAUCUUACAAAAUAAUGGUGAAGAACUAGAUAAAGACAUUGCAACUCAAAAAAUUGGUGAAGAUUUUGCCUCAAUGAAAGAUCAAUUAGAUAUUAUCAACGUUCAAGAAGAUUUCAAUUAUCAUGCUAAACUAUAUGAUUAUGAUAAUCAUCCUUAUAGAACUGCAACUUCAGGAGGUGUUCCAUUUGGAAGUGGAUUAAAUACUUUAUCAAAUUAUGAAAUCUUACACACAAAAAGAAUCAAGUGGAAUGAAUGCUCAAAUGCUUCUGAAAAUGAUUGUUUAACACCAAAGGGGUUCACUGUUUCAACUUUGAGACUUGAUGGUCAUAUAGUUAAUGUUAUUAAUCUCCACACUGAUGCUGGUACUGAAGAUGAUGAUAAUGCUAAAAGAAAUAGUAAUUUAAAACAAGUUGCUGAUUAUAUAGAUUCAAAUUUAUAUGAUCAAGCUGUCUUAGUAUUUGGUGAUACAAAUUCAAGAUAUACAAGAGCAAGUGAUGAUAUUGCCAUUUUCACAAAUCAAAAUGGAUUAGAAGAUCCUUGGAUUGUAUUAGAAAGAAAUGGUAUAGUACCAGAAAAAGGAGCAGAUUCUAUCAUGUGUCAAUUACCAUCUACAGAAAAUAAUUGUGAAACUGUUGAUAAAAUGUUUUAUCGUGGUGAUAAAACUAUAAGUUUUAAAGCAGAUACAUUCCAUUACGCUGGUAAUUUAUUUGUUCAUGAAGGCAAACAAUUAUCAGAUCAUAACCCAAUUUUGGUCAGUUUCACUUAUACUUCUUCAGAAGAUUUCAAAACUUCAGAAUUAAUUGGGGGAUAUCAUAGUAAUUAUUUCAAUGAUAUUGGUAAAAUUAAUAAAGGUGUUAAAACAACUAAGAUCUCACUUAAAGGCGCCAACAGAUUAGAUUCAGUUGGGUUAACUUUGAGUGAUGGUACUAAAUUUGUCCAUGGUGGGUCAGGUGGUGAAGAAACAACUGUUAAUCUGUCCACUGAUGAAUAUUGGACAAAAGCAUAUUUAUGUACUGGUAAAAAGGAUGAUCAUACAAGAAUUUUUUAUAUAAAUGGUACUACAACUACUGGUAAAACAUUCCAAGCCGGUACUAAGACAAGUGAUUGUAAAUACUUUGAAGCGCCACAAGGGUAUCAAAUAACUGGUUAUUUUGGUCAAAGUGGUGAUAAUGUUGAUUUGUUAGGUUUCAUUUACAUAAAGCAAUAG